Molecule: messenger RNA, 970 nt
Organism: Otolemur garnettii (small-eared galago)
Lineage: Eukaryota; Metazoa; Chordata; Mammalia; Primates; Galagidae
Product: intelectin-1-like
Exons: 7
Coding region: 1-849 (282 amino acids)
Molecular function (GO): oligosaccharide binding
Source: RefSeq, a predicted model, not a curated record
AUGAAUGGACACCUCUGGGCCCUGCUCACAGGGGACGCCAAUUCUUCCGACAAGGAGAGGACCUGUUCUUCUUGGUCUCCAUCUCAGUUCAGAAGCUGCAAGGAAAUCAAAGCGGAGUGCCCCCGUGCACGUGGUGGUGGCUGGACCCUGGUGGCCAGCGUGCAUGAGAACAACAUGGCUGGGAAGUGCACGGUGGGCGAUCGCUGGUCCAGUCAGCAGGGCAACAGAGAGGACUACCCAGAGGGGGACAACAACUGGGCCAAUUACAACACCUUUGGGUCUGCAGAGGCGGCCACAAGUGACGACUACAAGAACCCUGGCUACUAUGACAUCCAGGCCAAGGACCUGGGCAUCUGGCAUGUGCCCAACAAUUCUCCCCUGAAACAAUGGAGGACCAGCUCCCUGCUGAGGUACCGCACCAAAACUGGCUUCUUCGAGGGACUAGGACACAAUCUGUUUGGCCUCUACCAGAAAUACCCAGUGAAAUAUGGAGUAGGAAAGUGUUGGACUGACAAUGGCCCGGCUAUCCCUGUGGUCUAUGAUUUUGGUGACACCAAGAAAACAGCAUCUUAUUACUCACCUUAUGGCCAGGAGGAGUUCACUGCGGGAUUUGUUCAGUUCAGGGUAUUUAAUAACGAGAGAGCAGCCAAUGCAUUGUGUGCUGGAAUGAAGGUCACCGGAUGUAACACCGAGCACCACUGCAUCGGUGGAGGAGGGUUCUUCCCGGAGGGCAAUCCCAGGCAGUGUGGGGAUUUCUCCUCCUUUGACUGGGAUGGAUACGGAACUCAUGUUUAUGCCAGCAACAGCCGGGAGAUAACAGAGGCAGCUGUGCUUCUGUUCUAUCGUUGAGAGUGCUGUGGUGGGGGCUCAGUCCUCUCCUCCUAAAUGGGGGAUCCCAAGAAUGGAGGACAACUUACCAACUAGAUUGGUAAUGGCAGAAGAGAAGAGAAUAAAUAAUAUUGAUUCAAGA